CGGAAGCGCCGUGGAGCGGGACUACACUUCCCAGAAGUCCGCGGGACGGGCUCCGCGGACAGUACCGGCCAGGCCCUCUCCUGCAGGCCAAGUUUCACGCAGGCCCCUGGCAAAGCUGGUGCUGCUGCUGCGGCCUGAUCCCCCCGGACCGAGCCUGGGAGCGCGGCCGGCGCUGGCGGCUGGAGAUGGCAGACGCGAAAUCCGUGCACGAAACCAGGUUCGAGGCGGCCGUGAAGGUGAUCCAGAGCCUGCCGAAGAACGGUUCAUUCCAGCCAACACAUGAAAUGAUGCUCAAGUUCUAUAGCUUCUAUAAACAGGCAACUGAAGGACCCUGUAAACUUUCAAGGCCAGGAUUCUGGGAUCCCAUUGGAAGAUAUAAAUGGGAUGCUUGGAGUUCACUGGGUGAUAUGACUAAAGAAGAAGCCAUGAUUGCAUAUGUGGAAGAAAUGAAAAAGAUCAUUGAAACUAUGCCGAUGACUGAGAAAGUUGAAGAAUUGCUACAUGUCAUAGGUCCAUUUUAUGAAAUUGUAGAAGACAAAAAGAGUGGCAGGAGUUCUGAUUUAACCUCAGUCCGACUGGAGAAAAUCUCUAAAUAUUUAGAAGAUCUUGGUAAUGUUCUUACUUCUACUCCAAAUGCCAAAACUAUUAAUGGAAAAGCUGAAAGCAGUGAUAGUGGAGCUGAGUCAGAGGAAGAAGAGGUUCAGGAGGAAGUAAAGGGAGCAGAACAAAGUGGUAAUGAUAAGCAAAUGAUGAAGAAAUCAGGAGAGCAUAAGAAUUUGGAAGUCAUUGUCACUAACGGUUAUGAUAAAGACAGCUUUAUUCAGGAUGUACAGGAUGGCAUUCAGGCCACUUCUUUCCUGAAUGGUGGAAGGGCUGAAGAAGUAAAACCUGUAGAGCAAAAUGUGGAGCAAACUGGAAAAACUGCUGUCUGCGUUCACCAAGAUAUAAAUGAUGAUCAUAUUGAAGAUGUUUCAGGGAUUCAGCAUUUGACAAGUGAUUCAGACAGUGAAGUUUACUGUGAUUCUAUGGAGCAGUUUGGACAAGAAGAGUCUUUAGAUAAUUUUACGUCAGACAUUGGACCAUUUCACUAUUACGUGGGUGGUGAUCCCACCACACCCUUGGAAAAUUCUGGUUUCCCUGAAGAUGUUCAAGGACCACCCGGAACUGGGAGCAUUGGGACUGUGCAGGUGGUAGCAGUAAAAGGUGAAGUAAAACAUGGAGGAGAAGAUGGCAGAAGUAACAGUGGAGCACCACCCCAUGAGAAGCGAGCAGGAGAGAGCGAGGAACUCUCUAAUGUCAGAAGAGGGAGAGGGCACAGGGUGCCGCAUCUGAGUGAGGGGAGCAGGGGCCGACAAGCGGGGAGCGGAGGCGACGGCGAGCGCUGGGGCUCGGACAGGGCCCCUCGAGGCCACCUCAGCGAGCAGAUUGCACUGGUGCUCAUGCGGCUGCAGGAGGACAUGCAGAACGUGCUGCAGAGGCUGCACCACCUGGAGACACUGGCCGCAUCGCAAGUAAGCGUCUGCUUCGCCGUCCCGUCCUCUUCCUUUGGUCUUCCCGCAGGGGCAGUGACUCUCCGCUGGUCACAUUCACACAGGUCACACGCUUUCACACAUUUUCACAAAUUUAAUGACUUUUAAAAAAUUCAAAGAGCUCUCUGUAAGAAUAUUGUUUUAGAAAAGACUGACCAAAGGCUGGUAAUCCUAGCACUCUGGGAGGCUGCGGC
Heterocephalus glaber (naked mole-rat) is the source of this 1723-nucleotide messenger RNA. NCBI's taxonomy places the organism in Eukaryota, Metazoa, Chordata, Mammalia, Rodentia, Bathyergidae. The record is from RefSeq and is a predicted model, not a curated record.